AUGCUGAAUUUGAGAACUCCGAUAUUUUGGAUAUAUUUGUGGUCGGGGACCAUAGCCGAGGAGUUAAGUGUUGAUGGUAAAUAUACUUACCAAGGUGGCUGAAAGUCGGUUGUGGCGUUAGGCCUGAAUAAACAGGGCCAGGGUGGAGUUAUGUUGCAAUAUUGAGGUGGCGGGGGUCUGCGGACCUUGCAAUGAGGUAAAGGGUCCCCUUAUAGGUUGGCAAACCCCUCCCACAAUUCCAUGAAACUGGCACUAAAUGACGCCAUAGUCUUUACAGAACUGUGGAUUAAAACAUUCAGCAGUGAAAUAAACAUUACGGGCAUCCAUUUUACACUAACCACACGCAGAAUUGCCAGCCUCCAUGUUUGCCUCUGACAGGAUAACAAAGAGAGUUGUAUGGUCUACAGUUUGUGAAGCAUGAAAGGGGUUGAAAUGAAUGCAUAUAUAUGAGAAGAGCUAAUUUAGACACAGCUUCAGGUGACACUACCACUGCUGCUGUGGAUUUAGCCAGAGACGUGUUUAGCCAAUGCAGGCCUCCCAAUUUUGGUCCUAUACUACCACCCCGAUUUAGUACCCUGGGGUCCCUCAUCUGUCCAUGCGUAGCACAGCACGAGCAUAUCAUUAGACUCUCUGCAUUGUUCUGUAUUUUCAGGGCCAACCAGGUGCUUCAUGACUUUAUGGAGAACCACUAACUGAGUGUUUUUCUAUGGAGUUUUUCAUGCGAAGCGUGAGGACAUCCAGUGUCUUUUCAAGGAGUCAACCUCUGUGAAACUGCAGGAAGCACCAGUAGUGGCUGGUAGACAGCCAACAGAGACAGUCUUAACCCUGCAAUGAAAACUUGGCACUUUCUCUAAAACUGCAGUGUUUUACAUUGCCGGCUUUAGGUUAAAGGGACAGUGCACUCAGAUCACUAGAUGAAGUGAAGUAGUCUGGGUACUUAUUAGUGUCCCUCACCAGAACCACUGCAGCUAAUUGUAAAGGUUCUGGUGUUGAUAGUCUGUUUCAAAGAAACAUUACUGCCUAGUUACACCCUAGGUGCACUCAGUCAGACAGCCUCUGAUGAUUGAAUGCUUCUCUAUGAGGAGAUGCUGAUUGGUCGGUGCAGCGUGGUCAUUGGAUUGGCUGAUAUCACCAAGAUCCACGAUAUUGAUACACUAUGUCAAAGGGUUCCAAAAAUGAAUUGUGAAGCCCUGGUCUAUAGUAAAUAACGUUGUACGGUAUGAAACAUCUUCCAGCCAACUAGCUUUUCAUUGAAUCUAUCUUGGCCUAAACCAUGACAUUCAUUCACUGCGUCUUGGGAAAUAUUAGAUUCUUUUUUAGAAAUUUCACAUUUUAGAAGAAUUCUGUUAUUUUUAGCAAACAUUGAGAAAUCGCCUGUUGAUUCUCCUCAUUCUGGUUUUAGUAAACGAGUCUAUGACUGGCGGCCUAGUGAAGCAAUACUGUUCUAUUCUGUAAUAUUCUACAGAAAUUGUCACCGAAGAUUGCAAGGACCUUCAAAUUAAUAACCCGCACAAUAAAUAUUAUUAAAGUAGAGCUAUAUAGCACAGUGUAUCACAUUACAGAAAUAGUUAAAUCCAUUGGUGCUGGACAUGUACACUCUCAGACUGUGACACGUAUAGAGGACACGGGAUGCUGUGACAUGUAUACAUGACAAGGGAUACUGUGAUACGUAUAGAGGACACGGGAUGCUGUGACACGUAUAGAGGACACGGAUGCUGUGACACAUAUAGAGGACACGGGAUACUGUAACACGUUUAGAGGACACAGAUGCUGUGACACGUAUAGAGGACACGGAUGCUGUGACACAUAUAGAGGACAUGGGAUCCUGAGACACGUAUAGAGGACAUGGGAUACUGUAACACGUUUAGAGGACACGGAUGCUGUGACACGUAUAGAGGGCACGGGAUGCUGUGACACGUAUAGAGGACACGGAUGCUGUGACACAUAUAGAGGACACGGAUGCUGUGACACGUACAGAGGACACGGGAUGCUGUGACACAUAUAGAGGACACGGGAUGCUGUGACACGUAUAGAGGGCAAGGGAUGUUGUGACACGUAUAAAGUACACAGGAUGCUGUGACACGUAUAGAGGACAAGGGAUGCUGUGACAUGUAUAGAGGACAAAGAAUACUGUGACACGUAUAGAGGACAUACCCAGAUAUUACGCAGUCUGAGCCGGUUAUUACAGAUAUAAUAUUAUACCCAGAUAUCACGCAGUCUGAGCCGGUUAUUACAGAUAUAAUAUUAUACCCAGAUAUUACGCAGAGUGAGACGGUUAUUACAGAUAUAAUAUUAAAACCAGAUAUUACGCAGUCUGAGACGGUUAUUACAGAUAUAAUAUUAUACCCAGAUAUUACGCAGAGUGAGCCGGUUAUUACAGAUAUAAUAUUAUACCCAGAUAUCACACAGUCUGAGACGGUUAUUACAGAUAUAAUAUUAUACCCAGAUAUCACACAGUCUGAGCCGGUUAUUACAGAUAUAAUAUUAUACCCAGAUAUUACGCAGUCUGAGCCGGUUAUUACAGAUAUAAUAUUAUACCCAGAUAUUACGCAGAGUGAGACGGUUAUUACAGAUAUAAUAUUAUACCCAGAUAUCACACAGUCUGAGACGGUUAUUACAGAUACAAUAUUAUACCCAGAUAUCACGCGGUCUGAGACGGUUAUUACAGAUAUAAUAUUAUACCCAGAUAUUACGCAGAGUGAGACGGUUAUUACAGAUAUAAUAUUAUACCCAGAUAUCACACAGCCGGUUAUUACAGAUAUAAUAUUAUACCCAGAUAUUACGCAGUCUGAGCCGGUUAUUACAGAUAUAAUAUUAUACCCAGAUAUUACGCAGAGUGAGACGGUUAUUACAGAUAUAAUAUUAUACCCAGAUAUUACGCAGUCUGAGCCGGUUAUUACAGAUAUAAUAUUAUACCCAGAUAUUACGCAGUCUGAGCCGGUUAUUACAGAUAUAAUAUUAUACCCAGAUAUUACGCAGAGUGAGACGGUUAUUACAGAUAUAAUAUUAUACCCAGAUAUUACGCAGUCUGAGCCGGUUAUUACAGAUAUAAUAUUAUACCCAGAUAUUACGCAGUCUGAGCCGGUUAUUACAGAUAUAAUAUUAUACCCAGAUAUUACGCGGUCUGAGCCGGUUAUUACAGAUAUAAUAUUAUACCCAGAUAUUACGCAGAGUGAGCCGGUUAUUACAGAUAUAAUAUUAUACCCAGAUAUUACGCAGUCUGAGCCGGUUAUUACAGAUAUAAUAUUAUACCCAGAUAUCACGCAGUCUGAGCCGGUUAUUACAGAUAUAAUAUUAUACCCAGAUAUUACGCAGAGUGAGACGGUUAUUACAGAUAUAAUAUUAUACCCAGAUAUCACACAGUCUGAGACGGUUAUUACAGAUAUAAUAUUAUACCCAGAUAUCACACAGUCUGAGCCGGUUAUUACAGAUAUAAUAUUAUACCCAGAUAUUACGCAGAGUGAGCCGGUUAUUACAGAUAUAAUAUUAUACCCAGAUAUUACGCAGAGUGAGCCGGUUAUUACAGAUAUAAUAUUAUACCCAGAUAUCACGCAGAGUGAGCCGGUUAUUACAGAUAUAAUAUUAUACCCAGAUAUUACGCAGAGUGAGACGGUUAUUACAGAUAUAAUAUUAUACCCAGAUAUUACGCAGAGUGAGACGGUUAUUACAGAUAUAAUAUUAUACCCAGAUAUCACGCAGUCUGAGCCGGUUAUUACAGAUAUAAUAUUAUACCCAGAUAUCACGCAGUCUGAGCCGGUUAUUACAGAUAUAAUAUUAUACCCAGAUAUUACGCAGAGUGAGACGGUUAUUACAGAUAUAAUAUUAAAACCAGAUAUUACGCAGUCUGAGACGGUUAUUACAGAUAUAAUAUUAUACCCAGAUAUUACGCAGAGUGAGCCGGUUAUUACAGAUAUAAUAUUAUACCCAGAUAUCACACAGUCUGAGACGGUUAUUACAGAUAUAAUAUUAUACCCAGAUAUCACACAGUCUGAGACGGUUAUUACAGAUAUAAUAUUAUACCCAGAUAUUACACAGUCUGAGACGGUUAUUACAGAUAUAAUAUUAUACCCAGAUAUUACGCAGAGUGAGCCGGUUAUUACAGAUAUAAUAUUAUACCCAGAUAUCACACAGUCUGAGACGGUUAUUACAGAUAUAAUAUUAUACCCAGAUAUUACGCAGUCUGAGCCGGUUAUUACAGAUAUAAUAUUAUACCCAGAUAUUACGCAGAGUGAGACGGUUAUUACAGAUAUAAUAUUAUACCCAGAUAUUACGCAGUCUGAGCCGGUUAUUACAGAUAUAAUAUUAUACCCAGAUAUUACGCAGUCUGAGCCGGUUAUUACAGAUAUAAUAUUAUACCCAGAUAUUACGCGGUCUGAGCCGGUUAUUACAGAUAUAAUAUUAUACCCAGAUAUUACGCAGAGUGAGCCGGUUAUUACAGAUAUAAUAUUAUACCCAGAUAUUACGCAGUCUGAGCCGGUUAUUACAGAUAUAAUAUUAUACCCAGAUAUCACGCAGUCUGAGCCGGUUAUUACAGAUAUAAUAUUAUACCCAGAUAUUACGCAGAGUGAGACGGUUAUUACAGAUAUAAUAUUAUACCCAGAUAUCACACAGUCUGAGACGGUUAUUACAGAUAUAAUAUUAUACCCAGAUAUCACACAGUCUGAGCCGGUUAUUACAGAUAUAAUAUUAUACCCAGAUAUUACGCAGAGUGAGCCGGUUAUUACAGAUAUAAUAUUAUACCCAGAUAUUACGCAGUCUGAGCCGGUUAUUACAGAUAUAAUAUUAUACCCAGAUAUUACGCAGUCUGAGACGGUUAUGGUAUAUUUGAUAUAA
Messenger RNA from Pelobates cultripes (western spadefoot toad), 4833 nucleotides. NCBI's taxonomy places the organism in Eukaryota, Metazoa, Chordata, Amphibia, Anura, Pelobatidae. The record is from the annotation of a GenBank genome assembly.